AUGAGUGCUGACGAUCCUAAUCACCAUUUUAUUGUAAAGCCGUUCCCUGGAGCAACAGUCUCAGAUAUGGAGGAUUUUGUCAUGCCAUUGACAAGAAGGACGCCGGACAAGAUGACCUUACACGUCGGAACAAAUGACCUGAGAAGUCAUUCUACGCCGAAAAUAAUAGCAGACUCCAUUGUCAACAUUGUAACACAA
Molecule: messenger RNA, 198 nt
Organism: Paramuricea clavata
Lineage: Eukaryota; Metazoa; Cnidaria; Anthozoa; Malacalcyonacea; Plexauridae
Source: the annotation of a GenBank genome assembly